Talpa occidentalis (Iberian mole) is the source of this 3166-nucleotide messenger RNA. It is a transcript of the gene NCLN, whose product is annotated as nicalin. The record is from RefSeq and is a predicted model, not a curated record. The transcript is spliced from 15 exons. Gene Ontology annotation, biological process: regulation of signal transduction. Bases 101 to 1789 code for a protein of 562 amino acids. NCBI's taxonomy places the organism in Eukaryota, Metazoa, Chordata, Mammalia, Eulipotyphla, Talpidae. Gene Ontology annotation, cellular component: endoplasmic reticulum membrane.
AGGACCCCGGCGCCUACCCAUGCCGAGGUGAGUCUGCGGGAGCGCCGCCGCCGCUGUCCGGUCCCUGCUGCCGCUCCGCGCGGCCUCUCCGCCGGCCAGGAUGCUGGAGGAAGCGGGCGAGGUGCUGGAGAACAUGCUGAAGGCGUCGUGUCUGCCGCUCGGUUUCAUCGUCUUCCUGCCCGCUGUGCUGCUGCUCGUCGCGCCGCCGCUGCCCGCCGCCGACGCGGCGCACGAAUUCACCGUGUACCGCAUGCAGCAGUACGACCUGCAGGGACAGCCCUACGGUACGCGGAACGCAGUGCUCAAUACAGAGGCCCGCACCGUGGAUGCAGACGUGCUGAGCCGCCGCUGUGUGCUCAUGAGGCUGCUGGACUUCUCAUAUGAGCGGUACCAGAGGGCCCUGCGGCAGUCGGCGGGUGCCGUGGUCAUCAUCCUGCCACGGGCCAUGGCUGCUGUGCCCCAGGAUGUCAUCCGGCAAUUCAUGGAGAUCGAGCCGGAGAUGCUGGCCAUGGAGACCAUUGUUCCUGUGUACUUUGCCGUGGAGGACGAGGCCCUGCUCUCCAUCUACGAGCAGACGCAGGCCGCUUCGGCCUCCCAGGGCUCUGCCUCCGCUGCUGAAGUGCUGCUCCACACCGCCACUGCCAAUGGCUUCCAGAUGGUGACCAGCGGGGUGCAGAGCAAGGCCGUGAGUGACUGGCUCAUUGCCAGCGUGGAGGGGCGGCUGACAGGGCUGGGCGGAGAAGACCUUCCCACCAUCGUCAUUGUGGCCCACUAUGAUGCCUUCGGCGUGGCCCCGUGGCUGUCCCAUGGCGCGGACUCCAACGGGAGCGGCAUCUCUGUGCUGCUGGAGCUGGCGCGACUCUUCUCCAGGCUCUACACCUACAAGCGCACCCAUGCCGCGUAUAAUCUCCUGUUCUUUGCUUCCGGAGGGGGCAAGUUUAAUUACCAGGGAACCAAGCGCUGGUUGGAAGAUAACCUGGACCACACAGAUUCGAGUCUGCUGCAGGACAACGUAGCCUUUGUCCUCUGCCUGGACACAGUGGGCCGGGGGGACAGCCUGCACCUGCACGUGUCUAAACCUCCCAGAGAGGGGACGCUGCAGCACGCCUUCCUGCGGGAGCUGGAGAUGGUGGCUGCCCACCAGUUCCCGGAGGUGCGGUUCUCCAUGGUGCACAAGAAGAUCAACCUGGCAGAGGACAUGCUGGCCUGGGAGCAUGAGCGCUUUGCCAUCCGCCGGCUGCCAGCCUUCACCCUGUCCCACCUGGAGAGCCACCGGGACGGCCAGCGCAGCAGCAUCAUGGAUGUGCGGUCUCGAGUGGACUCUAAAACCCUGACCCGUAACACAAGGCUCAUCGCAGAGGCCCUGACCCGGGUCAUCUACAACCUGACGGAGAAGGGGACGCCCCCGGACAUGCCUGUCUUCACAGAGCAGAUGAUCCAGCAGGAGCAGCUGGACUCAGUGAUGGACUGGCUCACCAACCAGCCCCGGGCGGCCCAGCUGGUGGGCAAGGACAGCACCUUCCUGAGCACGCUCGAGCACUACCUGGGCCGCUACCUGAAGGAGGUGAAGCAGCACCACAUCAAGGCGGACAAGCGGGAUCCCGAGUUUGUCUUCUACGACCAGCUGAAGCAGGUGAUGAACGCGUACAGGGUCAAGCCAGCCAUUUUUGACCUGCUCCUGGCUGUCUGCAUUGGUGCCUACCUUGGGAUGGCCUACACGGCGGUCCAGCAUUUCGACCUCCUGUACAAAACAGUCCAGAGACUGCUCCUGAAGGCCAAGACGCAGUGACGGGCCUCGCCAGCCCCCGCUCCCCUCGUGCUCACGGUGGCCGGACUCCUGAGCUACAGAGCUUCCCUGUGUUGCUAUCGAGGAUUUGGGGUCUUUCUACUUUGUCCUUUGAACUGCCUUGCAGGGGCAUUUGGGGGUGGCCCUGGGGCCAGGCCAUGGACUUGGAAACUAGCCCUGGACGAGCCCCCAGCCCCGGGGCCAGCCCUGACUGCCAGCUCUCAAGGAAGCCACGCUAGGAAAGAGGAAGCAUGAGGGCCCCUCCGCCAGGGCCGCAGCUGCCACUCCCGCCUGGGACGCCGCCACGCACAGCAGCCACGCAGCGCACACCCCCUGUGCUGGCUCCAGCUGACGCGCCCCUACCCGUGACCUGGAUGUUCUCCGUGUUUCCUGAGAGGGCACCCAGCCUCUGGGUUCUGGCCUCUCCCUCGGAAACCUCGAGUCCCCGCCUGGGGGUGGCUGGGGUUGCCCCUCAGUCAGGAGACCUCAGGACCUGUCUCCCUGAGCCCUGAUGGGUGCCCGGCGGCCUCCUCACCUCCCCCACCCAGCUCUGUGGCUCACCCGGAUGAGCUUCCCGCCACCUCUGCCCCUUCUGCUGCGCCCGGGAGCUUCAGCACUCUCCAGCCAGCCCCCCGCUUGUGACAUCCCGGACCCCAACCGCAGACCCUCGGCCUUGGCCUCAGGCUGUCCUUCUGGGGACCUGGGUGUCCUCAAGUCCCUGGAGGAGGAGAGAGGCCCCUUCUUCCGGGGAGGGAGCCUAGGAGGGGGUUAAGGGAAGACAGUGGGGUGGGAGAGGGGGGCCUGCAGCAUGGGGUUGACCUCAGGGAGACCCAGAGUAUCAUUCAUUAGCAAUAUAAUCAAUUAAGUGUUAAGUGCUUGGGGGGGGAGGGGAGGACUCAGGCUCUGGGCGCCUGUCUCCACUGCCAGGGCAGCCCCCCAUCCUGCAGCUCCUGCUGUCUCUGGGCUGCCUGCGUCCUGCCGCUCUUGGCUCCUUUGCCACGCAGCCCUCCCUGGGCCCUGCUGGGGAGGGGCCGUGGGGGCCCCAGCUCUUCCUAGUCUCCCUCUUCCCUUUAUAUGCUCCCUGCUGGCUCCCCAGAGACUGUUUACUGAGUGCCUGGCCGCCUCCCUCUGGGGACAGGGACAGCCGGCUCCGUGAAAGGGUUUGGCAGGUGUCAGGGCGGGUGCGCCCUUGGGGCUGCCUCCCCAGGGCCACUCUCAGGACUGGCUGGCCACUCAAAACUCAGGCUGGACAUGGGACGCAGUUGGGUGAUCAGAAAAUAAAGCCAUAUCGAACGAUCAGCCUCCCAUCUCGGCCGGGGAGGUCUUGGGAGUUGCGUCUGCUUUUUUUUUUUUUUUUUUUUUUUGCAUAGAAGAACUGGG